This is a messenger RNA of Danaus chrysippus (African queen), 249 nucleotides long. The record is from the annotation of a GenBank genome assembly. Lineage: Eukaryota; Metazoa; Arthropoda; Insecta; Lepidoptera; Nymphalidae.
AUGACACUCACUCACAACACUCGCGAGGCGCAGGCGGCGCGGGCGUGCGUGCGCCGAGCGACGACUGCCGUACACAGACCCCCACCGCUAUUCCCCACCGCUACCGGCUGCCUCAUUUCUCACUAUAAUUUGCGUGCUCGUUUUUUACCAUCAUUACCUCGUUUUGUUUUACGUAUUAUCGAGUGCAUCCCGCUCGCACGGCCGCCAUGCGCGGUGAGCGCCGCCCAGAUAAUAGCCACGCGCAAUUAG